Cololabis saira (Pacific saury) is the source of this 2678-nucleotide messenger RNA. Its product is annotated as matrix metalloproteinase-17-like. The record is from RefSeq and is a predicted model, not a curated record. The transcript is spliced from 12 exons. The coding region runs from base 172 to 2031 and encodes 619 amino acids. Gene Ontology annotation, molecular function: metalloendopeptidase activity; zinc ion binding. Gene Ontology annotation, cellular component: extracellular matrix. Gene Ontology annotation, biological process: proteolysis; extracellular matrix organization; collagen catabolic process. Lineage: Eukaryota; Metazoa; Chordata; Actinopteri; Beloniformes; Belonidae.
UAAGAGAAAGACCCAUCUGUUCUUGUUGUAGCAGAUAAAGGGAGCGUGAGACGGGGUCAGACGUGAAGAGGAGGAGGAAGAUUGCUGUGCCCCACACCAGGGAAGGAACGCCGAGAGACGCUCCGGAUGUGGUUUCCAUGAACUAAAGAGUUACACAAACAUGCAACAAAGAUGAAGAUGUGGAUAACUUUCCUCUGGCUGAACCAUGGACUGAUGCAGGCGGCUGCUGUCACCCCGACACCCUCCUCUGAACCAGUGACCCCCACGGAAGAUGAAGCCACACACCUGGUGGACUGGUUGACGAAGUACGGCUACCUGCCCCCCCCAGACCCGUCCACCGGUCAGCUGCAGGCCUGGACCGCCGUCACUAACGCCGUCAGGGAGAUGCAACGGUUCGCCGGCCUCAAGGACUCUGGCGUCUUAGAUGAGGAAACAUUGGCGUUGAUGAAAGUUCCACGUUGCUCUCUGCCCGACCGAGGAGAACCAUCCGAACCCCCGGCCCUUCCAGAAAAGAGGGGGAUGAGGAGGAAGAGGGGGGCGUUGUCCAUGUGGAGCCACAGGAACAUCAACUGGAGGCUGCAUUCAUAUCCUUCCUCUUCUCAUCUGUCCCGGGAGAUGAUCCGGUCACUGGUCUACUACGCCCUGAGAGUGUGGGGAGAGCCCACACCGCUGGACUUCCAUGAGGUGGGCAGUCCCGGGGCGGUGGAUCUGCAGGUGGACUUCCUCCAUGGUUACCAUGGUGACGGCUAUCCCUUUGACGGGGAAGGGGGUGCAGUCGGCCACGCUUUCUUCCCGUCAGACCCUGCGCGGGCAGGGGGAGUUCACCUGGACGCAGAGGAGCAGUGGGCCUUCAGACAACCAGCCUCCGAGGGCACUGACCUGUUCACGGUGCUGGUGCACGAGUUCGGUCACGCCCUGGGCCUGGCUCACUCCUCCUCCCGGCACUCGGUGAUGAGGCCGUACUACCACGGUCCUGCUGGAGACCCGCUCCACUACCGCCUGGGCCAGCAGGACCUGGAGCACAUCACCAAGCUCUACGGUAAAAGGAGCCAUCUGCUUGCUACGGAUGUUCCUCGCCUCAAAACCUCAGCAGAACCUAAGCUGUGCCACAGAGGCCACCAACACCAUCACCAUCACCAUCACCAUCACAGACAUGGUGCUUCAAUAGAUCGCUGUAACACCAGUUUUGAUGCUGUGGCAAAGAUCCGAGGAGAGACCUUCUUCUUUAAAGGUCUGAAGGUGUGGCGAGUGAACAGCAGGGGUCUGGUGUCAGCUCGUGGAGCUUCAGUCAGGAGACUGUGGAGGGGUCUUCCCCCUGACCUUCCCUGUCUUCACGCUGUGCUGGAGAGACAAUCUGAUCACGCUAUCAUCUUCAUCAGUGGCUCUCAGUUCUGGCUGUUCCGAGACCUAGCCCUGCAGGACGGCUACCCUCAGCCCCUGUCUGCUCUCAGGACGGGGGCUGGUCUGGCUGCAGGGGACGGUGAUGGUGAUGAUGAUGAAGACGACACACCAGCAUCAGGACGGUGGGGUCUGGUCUGGGACCCGGAGGAGGGUCCGGUGUGGGGGAAGUUAGGACAUCCAGAGGAAGAGGAUCAAGAAGACACAUGGACUCAACUGCUAAAGGAAGGAGUAAACGGCAUCACGACGGACAGUCAGGGCUCUGUUUACCUCUUCAAAGGAGACGCCUACUGGAAGUUCAGCUUUCCAGGGUCCUCCCUGCAGGAGGGCUACCCACAAUCCUCUGCAGCAGACUGGCUGGACUGUGCCGACUCUUCGUCCGGCGGGGACGACAUCUCUCUGUCUCUGUCUCCACCUGCAGGAAAACAGGAACUCUGGGAAACAUGGAGCGACGACAGAGAAGAGGACACUGCAAGGAGGAGGGAGAGACAUGGACAUAAAGACAAAUACAGACAGGACGGCAGGUCACACGGCCGGACGCAGUGCACGUGUCACAACAGAGCUCUGGGAGGAAGCAACACAUCUGGGAUUUCAGUCUUCCUGUUGGUUACAUGGACCCGGUUGGCCUUUUAGGCAGCGUAAGCAAAUCAAAGUUACACAUCUUAAUAGAACAGAUGAGGCUGUACUAGAGAAUAGUGCGGCAUCUAUAAACACUCCAAUCAUGAGUUGGCAAAGAGUGGAGGCGGUUGGAGACAAAUUGGGUGACUGAUAUUCUGGAUCCACAGUACGUCUCUUUGAACUCUUUGUUUUGUUGCACUGAAGUGUUGAAUGAAUGAUUGUCAUAGUGUGGAAGUUUAUGUCAAAACACAAGUUAUAGUUCAUUUCAAUCUAUUUAAGCUCUUUUUAGAGGUAUGGCUCCAGUUUUGCAGUUCAUUUCUAAUGUGUAGCACAUGCUGAAAGGACGUUUUUAUAAGACUUUGUUCCUGCUUGCACCAGCUCUGUUGAAGCAGUGUAAGAAUGGACUCAAGACCGUCAUGAACUGUUCCACAUCACAGGGUUUUAUAUUGCGUCUCUUUCUCGCCAUGUACUGUAAUCUCACUCCGUGCUCCGUCCACAGGCAUGAAGAGCAGUGUGGGCAAAGUUCUGGCAGUGCAGCGAAGGUCUACAACACUCACAUUUAUUUACGUUGUGUCUGCUAUUUAAAAAAAAGUUCUUACAUCUAAAUGUUGAACCAUAAAAAGUCUGUAAUAAAGUCAUAUUACGUGGUCUUUUGACGUCAA